Conger conger (European conger) is the source of this 1880-nucleotide messenger RNA. RefSeq names its product regulator of G protein signaling 19 (gene rgs19). NCBI's taxonomy places the organism in Eukaryota, Metazoa, Chordata, Actinopteri, Anguilliformes, Congridae. The transcript has 6 exons. The record is from RefSeq and is a predicted model, not a curated record. Bases 237 to 899 code for a protein of 220 amino acids.
UGUAAGGGUGUCGAUUCUGAAGCUGGAACAUUGGAGCAAAAAAGAUACUAUAUUUAUAUACAUAAACCGCAUAAAAGAAACGGAUGUGCUUCAGAAAACGAAACGGCUACCGCCCUCCAGAUAAUAGUAAUGCAAACAUUGAGAGGUCCACGGCCAACAGGGGGAUGACAUGCAUGUUUCCAGGCUGUUAACAACGUUGAGGAUUUUAAGACUAUUAGGCUGCAAGCUCUCAAGCCAUGAUGGACAUACUGUACACAGGCCCCAUCCAGGCAGAGCGCGAGUCUCCGAUGGCGCGGAGCGAGAGGCCAUCCGGCAGGGCUCGCCGGCCGGCAGCACAGCGCCCCAAUCCCUGCUGCUUCUGCUGGUGCUGCUGCUGUAGCUGCUCCUGUCUUACUGUUAGGAAAGAAGAUGAGAACAGGGCGAGGAGGAAGUCCCAGGACACCAAGCUGGAGACCAUACCAAACUGUGAAGCUUGCACCAAACCAACGGUGGACGAGAUGCGGCAGUGGGCUCAGUGCUUCGACAAGCUGAUGAAGAGCCCAGCCGGACGGAACGUCUUCAGGGAAUUCUUAAGGACUGAGUACAGUGAGGAGAAUAUGCUUUUCUGGUUAGCCUGCGAGGAACUGAAAAAAGAGAUGAAUACAUCGGCAAUCGAGGAGAAGGCACGCUUGAUCUACGAGGACUACAUCUCAAUACUCUCACCCAAGGAGGUAAGUCUGGACUCCAGGGUGCGAGAGGUGAUCAACAGGAAAAUGCAGGAGCCCACGCCCCACACUUUUGAGGAUGCCCAGCUUCAGAUCUACACCCUCAUGCACAGAGACUCCUACCCUAGGUUCCUCAACUCCUCAAUAUACAAAAACCUUCUGCAGUCAGGAUCCCGCUCCUCCUCUGAGUCUUAGAUCUCUGCUCUAUCUCUGUCUCUCUUCUCUCUUUCUCUUUCACUCUCUCUCCCACUUUCUCUCCAUUGCACAACCACUAAAGGAGAAACACCCCUUUUUGGGGGUUUUUAUUGUCAUUAUUGUUGGAUUUUUGUUAUCUCCACACUUUUAUAAAAAUCCCUCUUUACUGAUGGAAUCACUGAAUCUACACAGACAUAAACUGGAAGACACAGGGUCGUUAAUAGAGAAAUACUUUUGCUCAGUCAUUCCACUGCUCAUGGCUACAGCUCUACUGCAUUUACUACUGAUUUACAAGUGAUUAAUUUUAGAAUAUACUGUAUGUAAAUACAUAUGUUAUUUUUCACCUGAUGCCACAAAGUGAAAAGAGCCCAGAGAUAGCUCUGCAAUAAGACACUGGAGUCUAUUUUUUAAGUUCUACACCUGGGCACUGCUGGUUUAAACUACUCUUGAUUAACCUGACCUUUGACCUCUCUGCUGUGACUGAUAAUCUGAAGCAUGGGGUUGAGUGAUGGUGGUGAAAAAGGAGGGGUGUGGAAAGAGAUGUCCCAGGUGCAAAAAAAGAAGUGCUAGUGAUUGGUAACAACUGCUAUUUUUAAACAAAGAGCCAAGUAUAAUGGCUGUCUUUAAAUAAGAUCCCAAGAUCUUAGCUUGUCACACCAAAAGCAUUGUUAAAGAAGUAUUAUUGAUGUUAUUUAUUUUUUUGUUAACUGUGAUAUUAUUGUACAUAUGUAACAACUACCUGGAGCAUCCACCACAAGAACACAAGCCAAGCAACUUGUGGGUCAUGAGAGAAUGCAUGCUUUCUUUAGUCUUUGUCCUCCUUUACUGGGACACCAACACUCAUGGCCCUGUCCCUGACCCAUACUGAAGAGCUGUCAUCAUCUCAGUCACAGCAUGUGUUUGUGUGUGUGUGAGUGAGUGAGUGAGUGAGUGAGUGAGUGAGUGAGUGAGUGAGUGAGUGAGUGAGUGAGUGAGUGAGUG